CGUAUUAGCAACGAAUAUUUAAUAACUCUAGUGAUAUGUAGCAGUUGAUAUUUAUCAUUCCUGAUAUUGGAGUGAAUUAAGUUCGCGAUUAAAAUAUUUGACAUAUACAAAGAAUAAUCACGACAAUAGUGUGAUAAAUCAUUAUAUAAAUAGGAACUAAAAGAUUUUUUUCAUAUAUUCGUCCAUUACUUAUUCGAAUUCAAGUAGCUCGUGCCAUCAUGACCAAUAUGGAUACAUCAGUUGUGUUUCAAAGUGUAGUAGAGCGUAUGAUGAAGUCGAAAGAUAUCGAAAAUUACAAAUUUGAAAUCGACGGUGGCACUGCGAAAUCGGACGGAUUCAUUGGUGAUGUGAUUUUCUUCAACAUUCAACAUGAAUCUGAAAAAGAGCACCUGGUCCUGAAAACAGCAAAAACGGGAGAAACUAUCAGGAAACGUAUCGAUGCUGACACCGCCUAUGACCGAGAAAUUUGCAUGUACACUAAAGUUUUACCAGCAUUGGAACAAUUCACCAGGAGAAAAGGUCUCUCAGUCAUACCAUCCUUCAUACCAAAGGUAUUGUUCAAUUUUAAGGAAAGCCUGGUUAUGGAAAACCUUAAGAUGCGAGGUUUCCACAUGUGGAACAAAAACAAAAUGAUGGGAAUGGCACAUAUAAAACUUCUCUUCGAGAAUUAUGGUGUGUGGCACGGUAUCACCAUGGCUUUCAAGGAUCAACAGCCAGAUGAAUUUUCAAGUUGUGUACAAGGUUGGAUUGACAGUAGAUUCAGUUUAAAUAAAGCCUUUGGCCUCACCACUCAUUUCAGCAGAGAAUUUUCAGAAGUGCUGAAACUGCUGGCAGAAAAAGGAAGACACGAUUUAGUUGAUGUCUAUAAGAAAUUUGAGGGGCGUAUAGAUGACUACGUUUAUAGAAGAGAUCUUCCAGAAAGGGACAUGCUUAUAAUCAGCCAUGGGGAUGCAUGGUGUAAUAACUUCUUGUUCAAAUAUAAGGAUGGCGAAAAGCAAUCCCAGCCAAAUCAAGUAUAUUUCUUAGAUUUCCAACUAUCCAGACCAGAAUCCCCAGCCACAGAGAUCAGCAGUGUCCUAUAUAAUAUGGGAGACAGGGAAUGUUUCGAAAACUUCCAAAAUUUACUAAGUGUAUACCACGACAAAUUAUCAGAAACUUUGAGAUCGUUAGGAAGUGAUCCGGAUAAACUUUUCCCGAUGGAUAUCCUGAAAAGGCAUUUGGGACAAUAUGCGUUCUUCAGUGUGUUGCAUAGUUUUAUAUAUACAAGAGUUGCACAAUGUCAACUAGACGAAGCACCAGAUUUGGGCGAGAUGGCUGAAAAUGGAAAAGACUUGGAUGGUGCUUUUGCUUUUGGAUUAAAAAACAUGGAACUAUUCUGGGAAAGAAUACUGGAAGUGUUCAUUCAUUAUGGAGAAAUUUUGAAACAGUGUUCCAAUAAAUAAAUCAAUUUGAAAAGAACUAGAUUAAUUAAUACAUACAUACACAAUGACCUAAAAUGAAGCCGUAUAAUAAUGAAGUUACUUCGUUACACUGGUGGGAUGAUGUAAAAUACAAUCCUGAAUCAAUCAAAUUUUUUUAUUCAUUAUCCAUACUAACAUUAACUUUUAUUAUAUUAAUAAACUAUAAUCCUAACUAGA
This is a messenger RNA of Coccinella septempunctata (seven-spotted ladybird), 1637 nucleotides long. RefSeq lists its product as uncharacterized. The coding region runs from base 219 to 1442 and encodes 407 amino acids. NCBI's taxonomy places the organism in Eukaryota, Metazoa, Arthropoda, Insecta, Coleoptera, Coccinellidae. The transcript is spliced from 2 exons. The record is from RefSeq and is a predicted model, not a curated record.